AUGGCGUUAGCGAUACCAAGAAAGUAUCUUUUUGGAGCAUAUCUUGCGGCUAGCACAGCUUUAACAGCAUAUGCGAUAAAUCAAGCACUUUGGACCCGGCCAAAUGUAUAUACUGCAGGUAUCGAGCUUUCAAAGGGCAUGAAUAUGCUUAUAUUGACAAAUUGGCUUAUUGGAUGGAGUGUUUUUGUGGGAAAGAUGCUUCAAGAGAUGAUGUUCGGUGAAUUGAGGCUAAUCGAAAUUGAGCAUUUGUAUGAGCGAGCAUGGUUUACAGUGACAAACCUCUUGAUGACCCUGGCAAUGUUCAGGUCAGAGAAUAAUUUGCUUAUCUUUGGGAUGAUCAUGGCUUUGCUUUUCAUGAAGGUUUUCCACUGGAUCUUGGGAGACAGAAUAGAACUUCUUUUCCAAAGACAACAGCAGGAUCCAAACUCGAGUUUGAAGAAGGUUUUAUGGGAUCGGACCACCGGAACGCUGGUGAUUUUUCUUGUGAUGGACUACAAAGUGAUUUCCAGUUGCAUAGACCAUGCUUUUGUACACAGCACGGAUGUUUUUGUGGUGUUUGGGUUGGAUUUCCUCAUGGUCUACCUUGAAUUGCUUGAGGGCGCACUAAAAUUUGCUCUGAACGUGAUGGAAAUGAUCUACUUGAAGUGGUAUCCGGAAGAGGAGGUGUGGGAAGACAAGGUGUGGAUUAGCAAGAUUGGAAUGAUCAUAAUUAGUGUAAUCAGGCUUAUGGCGGUGUUCUUUGUGUUUAUUGGUCUUAUCUAUGCCUACAUAAUACCCGUGAACUUCACCAGAGAUGUAUACGUGGCUAAAAGACUUCUUUUACUUCCUCAAAGUGCUCGUGACUUGGAUGCGCACAUUUCGGAUGCAACAGAGGAAGAUCUGGAUGGUCAAACUAUGUGCAUUAUUUGCAGAGAUGAUAUGACUACAGAUGUGCCGAACAAGCGGGGCAGGAAUGCACCAAAGAAGCUGCCAUGUGGACACGUGCUUCAUUUUGGAUGUCUCAAAAGCUGGCUUGAGAGAUCUCAUUGCUGUCCAACCUGUCGUCGUGAAGUUUUCAACUCGAGCGAAGGGAAUCUGCCUGAAUGGACCCACCAUCAUCAUGUAGAGGGUGAAAAUGGGGCAAAUGGGGAGAAUAGAGAGAAUAUUGGUAAUAUGGAAAAUAUGCAGAAUGCAAAUAACGAGAAUGGCAUUAAUGACGGCAAUGAUGAGAAUAGGCGAAACACUGUAAACGAAGCGAAUGGAGAAAAUGUGAUAAACAGAGAGAGUGAAACAAAUACAAUCAACGAAGAAGCAUCGAGAAUAAGUAAUCAACUGCAAAAUCACACCAAUCAUUCGGGGAGCACACAAAGUCCACCAGAUGAUGAUUCGAUAGAAUAUUCACAUUUUCGCAGCAUGCACAUCCCAAAUGAUGAAUUAAUACCUCCGGGAUGGAACAUUGUCCCACUUAUGAGAAUGCCACUUGCCGAGGGAGGAUCUGGCGGAAAUUUGGAUAAUUCCUAUCGGGUGCUUAUCCAAAAUGAUACUUGCACACUACAGGUAACAGAUGAAUUGAAGGCUGGAUCAAAAAACAUAAAGAAGAAUUACCGGGAAAGAGCAGCCUGA
Brettanomyces bruxellensis is the source of this 1602-nucleotide messenger RNA. RefSeq lists its product as uncharacterized. NCBI's taxonomy places the organism in Eukaryota, Fungi, Ascomycota, Pichiomycetes, Pichiales, Pichiaceae. The transcript is spliced from 2 exons. Bases 1 to 1602 code for a protein of 533 amino acids. Gene Ontology annotation, cellular component: cytoplasm. The record is from RefSeq and is a predicted model, not a curated record.